This is a messenger RNA of Nematolebias whitei (Rio pearlfish), 1291 nucleotides long. RefSeq names its product phosphorylase kinase, gamma 1a (muscle) (gene phkg1a). Gene Ontology annotation, cellular component: phosphorylase kinase complex. The transcript has 10 exons. Lineage: Eukaryota; Metazoa; Chordata; Actinopteri; Cyprinodontiformes; Rivulidae. The record is from RefSeq and is a predicted model, not a curated record. Gene Ontology annotation, molecular function: ATP binding; phosphorylase kinase activity; calmodulin binding. Gene Ontology annotation, biological process: protein phosphorylation; glycogen biosynthetic process. Bases 84 to 1268 code for a protein of 394 amino acids.
GUAGAACAGGAGCUACGACGACAACGCGUGUUGUGAACUGUUGGAAGAAACCAGUUGUGAAUCUUUAGUGGGGAGCCAGCAUCAUGACCAAAGAGGAGGAGAUCCCAGACUGGGUGGGAGCGAAGGAGUUCUAUGACAAAUAUGAGCCCAAGGAGAUUCUGGGCAGAGGUGUGAGCAGCGUGGUGCGCCGCUGCGUCAACAAACGAACCUCCCAGGAAUACGCUGUGAAGGUCAUCGACAUCACGCCCUCUGACAAGAUGACUUCCCGGGAGAUCGAGGAGAUCAGAGAGGCCACGGUGAAGGAGAUCGACAUCCUGAAGAAAGUCUGCGGACAGGAAAACAUCAUACAGCUCAAAGACUGCUACGAGACCAACGCCUUCUUCUUCUUGGUUUUCGAUCUGAUGAGGAAGGGAGAACUUUUUGACUACCUCACAGAGAAAGUUACGCUAACUGAGAAGGAGACCAGAAAGAUCAUGCGUGCUUUGUUGGAGGUGGUCCAGUUUCUUCACUCCCAGAACAUCGUCCACCGGGACCUGAAGCCUGAAAACAUCCUUUUAGAUGACAACAUGAACAUCAAACUCACAGACUUUGGGUUUGCUGUGCAAAUACAGCCAGACCAGAGACUUAAAGAUGUGUGUGGGACUCCUGGUUACCUUGCUCCUGAGAUCAUCGAGUGCUCCAUGGAUGCAGGACACAAAGGAUACGGCACAGCUGUUGACAUAUGGAGUGCAGGAGUCAUCAUGUAUACGCUGCUCGCAGGCUCUCCGCCCUUCUGGCACAGAAAACAGAUGCUGAUGCUGCGGAUGAUCCUAGCAGGGAAAUACGACUUCUCGUCUCCAGAGUGGGAGGACAGCUCGGACACGGCCAAAGAUCUGAUCUCCCGGAUGCUGGUGGUGGAUCCAGUACAGCGGGUCACAGCGACAGAGGCUCUCAGUCACUCGUUCUUCUCGCAGUAUGUGGUGAACGAAGUGCGGCAGUUCAGUCCUUACAGGAAGUUCAAGGUCAUCUGUAUAACUGUUCUCGCCACGAUGAGAAUCUACUGCAGCUACAGGAGGGCCAAGCCCGUUACCAAGGAGGUGAUCAAGAGUGACCCAUACGCCGUCAAACCCAUCCGUAAACUGAUCGACGCCUGCGCCUUCAGGAUCUACGGCCACUGGGUCAAGAAGGGUCAAACUCAGAACAGAGCAGCACUUUUUGAGAACUCUCCAAAGGCCAUCCUGCUGUCACUAGCUGCCGAAGCAGAGGAGCAGGACCAACCCAGCUUAUAACACACCUGAAGGACUGGGAUUUG